AGCACAUAAGCUACAUAAGCAACAUUAUACCUGCUGAUUCAUUUAACAGCUUCUGAAACUUGAAGCCAAUAUCUGUAACUACGAGCAACUUUUAACUCAUCUUUUGAGCUUUCGUUAAUUUUGAUUGUGCUAAGUAAAUUAAGUACGGCGCGGCAGUCUCCUUCCUCACCUUUGGUUUUCUGAUGCCUUUAGGCAAGCACUUGACUGCGGGAAUAGUUUUGGAGUUAUUCGUCAUUCCUUAGAUAGGUAUCUAGAUAUUGAAAGACAGAAAUAUAUAAAAAGACCCGAAUCUCCUAAAAUCUCAUCAGAACUUAACUUGAAGUUGAAGUGAUUUAAAUACAUAAUAAUUUCAAAAUUAGAAUUGAAUUUUAAAAAGUAGCAAGGAUGCAUUAUUUAGUAGCUUUGGCAUUUUUGGCCGUAUUUGGCCUAGCAGCUGUGGUAGCUGCUCCAGCUGAAUUACCUUCAGUUGCAGUGGCAUCAGUGGGAGCUGAUGAGAAUCCUGAGAACCUGUCAAAAUUGGAAGCCUUAAUUGAAGUCGAUUCUGAAACUGGACAUGAAAAUGAAUCAGCUAGAUUGGCUAGACAUGGAGGCGGAUAUGGCGGACGUGGAGGUUAUGGCGGAGGUUAUGGUGGAGGCUAUGGUGGUGGUUAUGGCGGAGGUUAUGGUGGCGGUUAUGGCGGCGGCUAUGGUGGAGGUUAUGGCGGUGGACAUGGUGGUGGUUAUGGCGGAGGGUAUGGAGGAGGAUAUGGCGGAGGAUAUGGUGGUCAUGGAGGUUAUGGUGGUGGCUAUGGCGGUCGCGGAGGAUACGGUGGAUAUGGAGGACAUUUUGGAUAAAUUAUUGUUGCAAAAUAAUUUUUUGAAAUGUGAUUCAGUGAUUUUAUAUGAAAAAUAAAAAUGUCUCCGAUUAAAAA
This is a messenger RNA of Eupeodes corollae, 911 nucleotides long. RefSeq lists its product as uncharacterized. The record is from RefSeq and is a predicted model, not a curated record. NCBI's taxonomy places the organism in Eukaryota, Metazoa, Arthropoda, Insecta, Diptera, Syrphidae. The transcript has a single exon. The coding region runs from base 385 to 834 and encodes 149 amino acids.